Molecule: messenger RNA, 3972 nt
Organism: Cylindrotheca closterium
Lineage: Eukaryota; Bacillariophyta; Bacillariophyceae; Bacillariales; Bacillariaceae
Source: the annotation of a GenBank genome assembly
AUGGAAAUCUACAGAGAUGCCGAUAUCAAUGACCGUACUCCUGGUGGACAUGGAACACUUCGCUCCCGCAAACCCUUGACUCCUCACAACCGUCAGACUCCGAUGCAAGCAUUUCGACAGUCCCUCAAGACCACUUCUAGCAAAGAAGCCUACGAACAAGGAGCGACUUCGACAAACCCAACCAAGAGCGCUACGAAAAGUGUGGCGUUUGCAAAGUCGAAAGAAAAUCAAAACAGUUUAUCAGUACCCACAAGUGUACAAUCUUUUCGUCAAAGUUUGAGAGGAAACGGUGGCGGCUCAAGGCUGCUUGCUGGACGACGUCUUGGAUCUCCGUCUGGCGGGGUCUUGCGGUCACGAUACGCAACGAAUGGAUCUACUGGCAAAAUUAUUUCCACGGCUCUCGGUCCACCUCAGCGUGUAGUACCGAAGACUCCUAAAUCCCUUCUUCGGAGUGAAAUGGAGGAGGAUGAUUCCAUGGAAGAGGAAAGCUUUCUUGUUUCGCCACCACCUGACGCUCUGUGGAAUCGUCUAGAAACAAACAGCACUAGGUUAGUGGUGGUUUCUCCCCACGUUGCCACUCAAAUACACGAAACACUUUCUGCAAGAAAAUUCAAGGAAGGGAGAGAUCAAAAGAUGGAUGACAAAUCGCCGUUCUUUUCGCCCCCAUUGCAACCAAGAAAGUUAGCAAUCUCGACGGUGAAGAAACUGAGCAACAGGAAACCUUCAUCUCCAGUUUCUUCUGCCGAUUCGGCAUCGGAUACCAAGAGUCCAUGGUUUAGUCUCCAAGACGCCGAGACCGUUGCUUCGACAAAUGAUGUCUGUGAUACUCCUGUUGUGCGUACAAAUUUAUUCAAGACUUCUCCACAACUCAAGACGCCAAACGAUAUGAAGGCUCUUCUUCUACGAAGUACUGAUGUCCGUCAUUUAACUAAAGAAGAUUCAUCCAUCAACCAAAAUGCAACGGAAAAAGUAGAAAUCGAGCAACUAAGCGAUAUCUACACUCCCAGAGAGAAUUCAACCGAACGAGAGACAGGUCUCAUGGAUUAUUCACAUAUGUUUUCAAGUUCGAAGAAAGCUGCGACAGGACCUCCAACUCACUUGCUUCAUCGGCUUAAGCAUCGGUCCAUCAGAUCUUCAAACGAUUCCUCCGUGGAUGGAACCAAGUCCGUAGACAGGCAAAAGAGACCAGUUCCGAAGGCGAAGUCUGUAACGAAAGAGUCGUCAACCAGAGAGACUCAACCUCCAACGGAAAGCGUGUCAACUGUCGUUACGCAGUAUCAUGACGGUAGUGCAGAGGUAGAAGAGAAAGAGAUCAACGCAGACGCCAAGACGAAUGGAAGUGGGCUGAUGGAUUUCACGCAUCUAUUUUCGGUAUCAAAGACCAAGAGAUCACCGCCGCCUCAUUUGGUGGAGCGUUUGCGACACUCGUCGAAGAAGUCUCCCAAAAACAUGACAAAGACUGGUGAUGGUGCCGAGUCAAGGAGCAUCAAGAAAUCGAAUCCAACUGGAAGCGCGUCGAAGAAUUUCUUGAAAUCUCAAUCUGACUGUUUGGCGUCACGCACCUUGGGGCAUUCAUUUACUCUAUCGGCCUCUACCGGUGGACAAAGAAAAAGUACAGGAGGAAGAGAUCAUCAGAUCAUUGGCGAGAAGGCGCAAAACGGACGAGUACUCGUUGAGACCACGAAUACUCGAGUUUCCAGAAAUGCGCAACGAAAUAGGCCUCGCCAGAACCACUCCAUGCCUUCACACGUCGAUCAAAGCCGCAUUCCUCGGUCGUCAACACUCGAUUGUCGAAAGAAGGCGACAGAAGAAAUUGGCAGGCCAAGAAUGAAGAGAACCUCUUCGCGAGUUGCAAAGACUGACACAAUUGAUAGAAUGUCGGGAAAAUAUGCCGCAAUGGCCACCCCCAAACAUGGGGCUACAUUUGAUAAUGUAAACCCAUUGGUAUCUUCCAAGUCAUGCAGUGAAAGCCACGUGAAUGAUUGGGCAGAAAAGCAAUCCAAUACAUUCGUCAAAUGGAUAAACUACACCAUAUCUUCAGGAGAAGCUGAUGAAGAGAAAGAACUGGAUGAAAGUGGAAGAUCACCAAGCUGUGCCGGUUUGAGAAUGCUGCUUGUUCAUCGUCGGCAGUCGCAAUUACGCAUGAAAGCAUCGGGGGUGUUCUAUGGGGAUCAGAUGGAAAAACUAAAGGCUACAAUUCACGAUGAGAUUGGCAAAGGGCGUCUCUCCAUUCGAUCAGACCGAGAUCUAUACUACGAUUUGACGUUGCGACGCCAAGUCACCACAUUGUUGCAGUCGUACUCAGCGCCUUGGCUUCGUCUUGGUCUUGAAGUAAUGUAUGGGGAAUCUAUCGAAGUAGGAAAUGCUCCCAAAGAGUCCAUGAAGGCGCAACCUAGCCAAAUACGGCCGUCUCUUGGAAAGUUCAUAGUCAACCGAAUCUUAUCUGACACAGCAGUGUUGAAAAAAUACACCAAAGGGAAGUGCAAGAUUCCUUCUGGACGUUUUGAGAAGCAAUUUCGCGCAGAGAUGAGAAGUCUUGUGCUGUAUCGCAUAAUGUUGUUAAUCUUCUUUCUCGAUCAAGCAAAAAAGUGUAACAUUUUGGACAAGGUGCCUCGUUUGUUCGUAAGGGGCUCCCAAGUAAAGUCUUCAAGAGAAGUUUUGCUUGCACUCUGUAGGAUUUGCCUGUCCUCGGAAGGGGACUUCAUCAAACAUUUAUCCAGAAUUGGGCUGAAGGUUACCUACAAGCAAGAUCCUGUAGAUGAGCUGGACCUCGGAGUUCGCAAUCUAGCGACUGAUCUACGAGAUGGUACUUGUCUGACUCGACUUACAGAAAUCGCAACGGCACAGCCUGCGAAAUCACUUAUGUGCAAGCUGCGACUUCCACCAAUUUCUCGCUUGCAGAAGCUACAUAACUUGAAUUUGGCGCUCGUUUCACUUCGAAAACGUGGUGUAAUUGUUCCAAAGGAUGUCGAUGCUCAUCAUAUUGUUGAUGGCCAUCGCGAAAUGGUGCUUAAGGUCAUGUGGUCAAUCAUUGCCCAUAGCUGUAUGGGGAAGCUACUAAAGGAUGACUUGGUGGAAAGAGAAAUCGAAAAUGUUCUGCGCACUAACCUAGCCAGGCGAAAGAUCCAAGGUCAGCUUUUGUUUCGUCAGAACGAAAAAGCAGGACAGAACGUUUGUUUGGUUGGUACAGACCCGAAAGAGGUAUUGGCGAGUCUGUUGCUUCGAUGGUCACAGGCGGUGUGCUCCACUUUUGGGUUGAAGCUGCUAAACUUCACAACUUCUUUUGCUGAUGGUAGAGCUCUUUGCUAUCUCAUCCACUACUACCAUCCUAGUGUCAUUCGACUGGAUGAAAUUAUGCCUACAUCGCUUGAUAAUGAGAAUCUCUCCUCAGAAAGUGCUAUGCGUAACGAAAGAAUGAAUUCCAUCUUGGCAUCACAAAGAGCAUCAGACUUAGGUGGGAUUCCAAAGAUGCUCCCGUAUUGUGAUUCAAUGAACCCCCCUGAUGAAGAGUCCAUGUUGCUAUGCUUAACAUAUCUUUGUUCCCGUCUGAUGGAGUCCAGCACUGAAAUUUUUGCUUCGAUCUUGAUCCAACAAUGCUACCGAAAGUACAAUCAAAAGAUGCUCCUUGAACGGAAGCGAGAAGCUGCAUUGACAAUUUUUUGGGUUUGGAAACGCUACAAGGACAAGUAUUUCGACUCGCAAAGAAGACGGUACUCCCAAUCUGUUGCAAUGGUUGAGUCUUUUGCUCUUGCAAACUGGGAAAGCUUACUUCGGCUGAAGAAAGCGAGAGAGCGAAAAGAGGGGAUGCUUUCCGCAGUACGGAUUAUCCAGCGUGUCUUUCGAGGCACGCAAGGAAGAAAACUACAUAGUCAAUUGCUUAGGAAACAGAGUGCUGCUAUCAUGAUUCAACCACUCUUGUGCAAUCCAUAUGGAGAAGAUUUGCGAGCCUUUAUAUAUAUGCGCGUCAAAUAA